This is a messenger RNA of Suillus clintonianus, 2118 nucleotides long. Its product is annotated as Alpha/Beta hydrolase protein. Lineage: Eukaryota; Fungi; Basidiomycota; Agaricomycetes; Boletales; Suillaceae. Gene Ontology annotation, molecular function: serine-type endopeptidase activity. The transcript has 6 exons. The coding region runs from base 1 to 2118 and encodes 705 amino acids. The record is from RefSeq and is a predicted model, not a curated record. Gene Ontology annotation, biological process: proteolysis.
AUGUCCUUACUUCAGCACACUGGUCCAUCAACGUGUUAUACCGAACUAGCAGAGUUACCCCUUCCUGUGUCUGCUCAUUUCGUUGGCGGUGAUGUUGCACGCGUCACUUAUUCUGUUCGCGAUCACGAGCGUAACAUCAUACGAUCCCUCACCAAGACUUUACCCGGGGGCACUUCUGACCAUCAGAUAACCUCCCACGAUUCCCCUGAAAAUAAGGCGUUUACAACGUCUCCUUCCAAGUCUCGUCAGGCAAUCCUCCGAGAGGUUUCGAAUGGCACAAGUACGAAACGAUCCGUCGAAAUUUGGGCCGGCACCCAGAUAGAGGCUUCCUUAGAUGUCACCAAGUACCACGAUGCUUUCCAUAUAGAUGCAAACGUCAACAGCGAUGACGAUCCUUCAGAUGAUCCUUACCCCAAAUUCAGAUACACCCCACACUUUGGCGAACGAUCUCGCACCAAGAAAAGAUCCACCAUUUUUCUAUUUUGCUGGACAAGGUCCACAGCUUUCACCAAGGCUGCUAAGCAAAACAUGUUGCUCUUUGCCCUUUCAUUGGCACAACCUACCCAAGUACCCGUCCUAUUCGGCCAAGCUACUUUUGCGACGGAAGAUGUCAUCUACGCCAGUGGACACGAACACACAAAAGACGGCCGACUACUGGGGGUCAAGUGGUGUUUCAAUCGUCCUAUGGGCAUAUGGGAGAUUAAACUUCCCAAGUCAGCAACCGUGCAAGGGACACCUUUUGGCACUAAAAUCUCUUGCAAUUCAUUGAAGCUGACUCCACCAGAACGGUCUUGCCGUUCACCUCGUGUGUUAUACGAUGACAAUCAGACGCCCAUUAAACUCUUCUGGUUCUCAAAUCCCGUCGGCGGUCCUCAUGCAUCUUGUGUUUCUCUGGAAUCUCGCGACUUAACCACAGGUACCAACAAGGUCCUCGUGGACACCGUGAUGGAGCCUACCCCCGAAAAUGAAUUUCCAGGUCUAUAUCCCGAGUAUAACAUGUCCUCCAGCCCGUUUUUGCAUCGUGGAGACCGUAUCUACAUCGUGCUCCAAUCCUUAUGGCGCUCUCGUGCGACCAUCCUCUUCAUUAAUACAGAAUCAGGAGCAAUUUCAGACGAGACAAAAAUACACGACGAUGAACCUCUGUAUAGUUGGAGCUUACAUGCUACAGACGACAAGUCGCGCUUCAUCUGUUCAAGGAGCACGCCUACUACCCCAUCCGAGGUAUUACUAGGAUAUUUUGAUCAACACGACAACCUCAAUUGGAAUGUCCUAGACAAGCCAACAAUAUCUUUCGCAACUGAAAAAGCGCUCAGCGAUCUCACUGCGUCGAUCAUACCUAUCGGUGCACGUCCUCCAACAGAGACUCUUGUUAUUCAAUCGAAGAAGGCUUCCACGGCAUCUGGCCCGAAACCCAUCUGCGUUACCAUUCCACAUGGAGGACCCCAUGCAUCAUCGACAACAGCAUUCUCCCCAGCUACUGCUGCACUAGCUCUAGAAGGAUAUACCCUCUCCCUUCCCAACUAUACCGGCUCCAUGGGAUUCGGCGAGAAAUACAUCCAAAAACUCCUCGGGAACUGCGGAACAAUGGACGUACAAGACGUCUUAGAGAGCGUCAACGAGCUCAUUCGACUCGGUAUCUCAGAGCAUGGACGACAAGUCGUCCAAGGUGGAAGUCACGGCGGUUUCCUCGCCGCGCACCUGAUAGGCCAAUACCCAACCUUAUUCAAUGCAGCAGUGAUGCGCAACCCCGUGAUCAGCGCAGGCGAACUAGCAGCAUCUGACAUUCCUGACUGGGCCUGCGCCGAAUUAGGGCUCCAGUUCACACCAGACUCACUGAUGACACCCGCUACGUUCCAAACACUAUUCGAAGCGUCGCCUAUCGCGCACGUGGAUGAUGUACGCGCGCCUGUGUUGUUGUUGAUUGGAGAAGACGAUUUGCGUGUGGUACCGGCGCAGGGGUUGAGGUUUUAUCAUGCACUUAAGGGCAGGGAGAGGAGCGUGGAGAUGUUGUGGUUUAAGGGGGAAUCGCAUUCGCUUGAUGGGGUGGAGGCAGCGAGGGUUUCGUGGGAGGCUGGGAGAGAUUGGUUCAAGAAGCUGGGUCAAAACCUAGUUGAGUAG